CCUUCCCUCCCUCUUUUCUUUCCUUACAUCUUUUCCUUCCCUCCUUUCCAAUUUUUCCUUCCCUCCCUCUUUUCCUUCCUUUCCUCGUUUCCUUCCUUCCUUCCUUUCCUCUUGCUUCCUUCCUUCUCAUUUCCUUCCUUUUGUCUUUUCCUUCCCUCUCCAAUUUUUCCUUCCUUCCUUCCCUCCCUCCCUCUUUUCCUUCCUUCCUUUCCUCGUUUCCUUCCUUCUCAUUUCCUUCCUUUCAUCUUUUUCUUCCCUCCUUUCCAAUUUUUCCUUCCCUCCCUCCCUUUUUUCCUUCCUUCCUUCCCUCCUUCCCUAUUUCCUUCCCUCUUUUCCUUCCUUCCCUCUCUCAUUCGUUGCAUUCCUUCCCUCCCUCCUCUUCUUCCUCUGCCUUUUAACUACUCCGUCUUCCUAUUUUCCACACUACAACAACCCUUUGAGAUAAACUGAGUUUGGAAUCCGAUCCAGGGAUCUGGCUUCGAAAGGGGACAUGAUGCUCAUCAGCUCACCUGCAUAAAAGGAUGAUACCAUGGGAGGCAAGAGCAAAGGGAAGGGCUCCGGGAAAGGCAAAGGCAAGGGUGGCAAGAAAUCCAAGAAGGCCACCGUGGAGGUGGAUAUUCUGAGCCCAGCGGCCAUGCUCAACCUCUACUACAUUGCCCACAAUGCCGCCGCCUGCCUGGAGUUCCGUGGCUUCCAGUGGCCGGGCUCUCUGAAGAAGAAAGGCAAGAAGAAGAAGUAGGCAAGAUGGAAGAGCCCCACCGGGGGCCGCUCAGCGGAGGUUCCGUCGGGGGCAGGAGGACCUUCAGCGAAUCGGCUCGGGUUUGCCGUGGCGCUUGCCCUUCUGACAAAGUAAACCUUGCUUUGACCUACCGGCGUGGUGUUUACCGCGGAAUACCUUCCCCACAGCCCCCACUGCCUCUGGAUCCCGUGCACCAGCGGCAGCCUCCGCGCCAAGUGCCGGCGUCCCAAGACGUCGCGCGACGCCCUCCUGCAGGCGACAUUCUGCAACUCGGGAGGCCUCGAGCGCCCGAGACACCUUGCCUGCACGUUGUCAUAACUUGGCAGUUGUGACUCGGUGCACGCACCACAGGCCGCCUUCCAACAACAGGCCAGGUGGGGUUUUGCACUGGUUACCCUUGGGAGCUGCGGGGCUGAUGGGGCGCCAUUCUUUCAACCGAGGUUUCCCGGGAAGCCAGGAUUACACGUGGAAGCUUGUCGGCAGGUUUUCAUUGAGCACCCAGGCUCCCGAGGAGUCCCCGGCCACCCUCCCUUCUCAGGUAGCCAAAAGGAAGAGGUGUGCUCCGUUGUAACCCUGAACCAGACCAAAUUCCCAGAGAAUGUUCCUGAAUCCUCUGCGGAAUUGUCAAAAGAGGAUUCUGCAGCAGAGAUCUCUGUCCUUUGGAACUGGUCCUGGCUAGAUCUUGGCUUGAGUGGAAGUCACAUUCCCCCCACCCCACCCCUUGCUAGGCUGUUGCUUGGCAGCCACGCUGAAGGUCUGGCCUUCACUUAUUACUGUGACAGAAUAAAGAAAUAAUGUUGUGUGCGCAACUCCCAUCAGCGGAAGCACCCACUGCACCCCCGUCUAGCUCCAAAUAGGGUCCCCCUUGCCCAAAGAUGAGAUUUGAAAGAUACAUGGGAAAACUUCAUUUUGCCUUGCAAAACCAGGAUGGGAGGUAGGUAGGUUGGUUCAGGAUGCUUUGAUUACCGUCGUCUUGUCAUUUGGAGACCUAAAAUGUGACAUCCCAUCUGCAGACUAACCUUUGAUAACUGAUCUCGGGCAAAGCGUGGCUAGAUGUGUUUUUGCGCUUCAGGGGCGUAAUGUGGGGAAUUGUCCAGUCCAGAAGGUUUAAAGAUCUUUCUUAGUCCUUGCAAAGGCCCCUCAAAGCUUGCCAAAGUGGGGCCUCGCCACUCUUGCAACGUCCAGCUGAUGCGUAAAGCAUCAUUCCCCAUAUCGAUUGGUGAUCAAAGACAAGAGCCUUGGCCAAUUCAGAGACAGGCCCCUGGGGAACCACAAAGGGUGUGGGGUGUCACAAUAUCAGCGCGACUGCUGAGGCAUCCAAGGGCGAUGGUUGCGGUGCCCAAUUUAACUUUUAAGGCCCCUGCCUUGCUCACACUCCUCCAUUUUUGGCACGGGUGCAUCGCCUGCAAAUUUGGCCAUUCGAUUUGCACAUCGGGAGGCCUGUACUUCUUCCCUGGAUCGGUUUUAAGGCCGUGUCGUAAUACUUGUAUAGCAGUCCUUCUGCGCACAACAGAGUGAGAUAGUGCAAGCCAACAUCUGCUGGUUUGUGCCCAUGUUAUCACUACUGCGCCCCCUUCCCUGCUUAUUUCUGGUUUUUCUGUCUUCAUUCAAAAGCCAAACAGGCUGUUUUGUUGUGUUGUGGGUUAUCCACAGGUUUUUACAAAAAAAGUUUUUAAAGAAAAUGACUCAUUUUCGUAUUAACGUUCAGGGCCUCUGUAUCGUAAUAGCUUCCAGUAAAAAGAUAAAUAUCAGCAUACAGAAUCCCCAAAGGUUAAUAUGAAAAACCAUUAGACAUUUGUCUGUUUGAUCAGUGCCAGUUUUUGCUAGCGUUUUGGAGCAAGUGAGGCUGGAGGGGGGGAAAAGUUUUAAGAAGAUGGCCCACAAAAGACCCUGGAGAAGAAAGUGGAAGCUAGCAGAUUGGGACAAAAAAAAAAGAUGGCUUGGAGAUGGAUAGGCAAGAUUAGCCCAGUGGUCUAACAAGGUCAAGUUAAUAUCCUAAAACAGGGGUCUCCAACCUUGGCAACUUUAAGACUUGUGGACUUCCAUCUUCCAGAAUUCUUCAACCAGCUUUGCUGAAGGAAGUUGAAGUCCACAAGUCUUAAAGUUGCCAUGAUUGGAGACUCCCGUCCUAAAGUGUUGGGUAUCUCUGCAAACUUCCCCAGGGAGACUGAAUUUAGAGCUGAGUGGCAUCAUUACAACCACCCUAGCUACUCUAGCAGUUUCUUCUUUUUUAUUCCAAAGUCAGCAGGUAAAAUGGAAAACAGACAAGCUUUCCCACGCUCUGAAGAAACUUGAUUUGGCAGGGCCUUCUUUGCAGAUGUUAUCAGGGUAGCCACAAGUAACAGAACCCCUUCCCCAAUUCGCUGUUUUGGAUUAAGAGAUACAAGAGGCUUCUGGUGUUGACGUGUUUGUUGCUUUCUUGUUGCUUCGAGGCGCUCCCUGCCUGCUCUGAACCCCAGAACCAGACGUCUGGGGUUUCUCUUGAGUAGACAAAAAAUAGUUGGUUUUUAUUGUUAAAGGCCGCAAGUUGCAGGUUGUUUACUCUGCAGUGGCCCCAGUGCAGAGUGUUUUUGCUUUGAAAUUUCUCCUAUAAGGGUGUGGUGCUAUUCCCAAACUGGGAACAGGCUAACUUUUAAGAAGUAUAAAAUGCAAAAGUUGAUAGCAAAACAUUUAAGGUAUUAUUGUUAACUUAAUUUCCUCACUGUAUUUUUUUUACAUGUAAAAAGUGUUUGGAGGUAAUAAAACUUCAGCCAGUGUUGAUUCGUUAA
Pantherophis guttatus is the source of this 3507-nucleotide messenger RNA. The record is from RefSeq and is a predicted model, not a curated record. Lineage: Eukaryota; Metazoa; Chordata; Lepidosauria; Squamata; Colubridae.